AUGAGACCAGAGACCCCAGACAGACAUUGCAAAAGAGGUGUCUUAGAACCUGUGUCACAACUCUUAGUGACCCAACUAUCUCAGCCCUGUCUGCCUACCUUCCAACUCCCGCCACCAUACCGGGCGAACUGCAAGAAAGGAGAUAAAUUAUUAGGAGACAUUUUUGAAGACAGCUGGUGGUAUGUGUUGAGUCCCACUUCCCUGUCACCAUGGAGAAGGACACACUCAGCCCUUUCACUGACCUGGCUUCUGAUUGGAGGCUGGGUGCUUUGGAUAGUGACCUCCAGGACCCCUCUGUGGGUCACAGCCUGUUCGCAUUACUCUGACCACAACUUAAGACGUCUGCAGUGGGCUGUGAGGAAAAGUAAAAGCCUGGUGUUUUCCCAUCCCCAGGUAACAGAAGCUCGGAAGCCUGACAACUCCAGCCACCUGAGUGGGCCCAGGGCAGGCAGCUGCCCAUGUGUCCCUCCAGACAGGCUGCUCGCUAAAAUGAGGGAUCUUCUUCAGUACGUCGCCUGCUUCUUUGCCUUUUUCUCUACUGGGUUCUUGGUUGUGGCCACCUGGACAGACUGUUGGAUGGUGAAUGCUGACGAUUCCCUGGAGGUGAGCACAAAAUGCCGAGGCCUCUGGUGGGAGUGUGUCACGAAUGCUUUUGAUGGGAUCCGCACCUGUGACGAAUACGAUUCUAUCCUUGCCGAACACCCCCUGAAGCUGGUGGUAACUCGAGCAUUGAUGAUUACUGCAGAUAUUCUAGCUGGAUUUGGAUUUAUCACCCUACUUCUUGGUCUUGACUGUGUGAAAUUCCUCCCUGAUGAGCCAUACAUCAAAGUCCGCAUCUGCUUUGUUGCCGGAACCAUUUUACUAAUAGCAGGUGCCCCAGGAAUCAUUGGUUCAGUGUGGUAUGCUGUUGAUGUUUAUGUGGAACGUUCUUCUCUGGUUUUGCACAAUAUAUUUCUUGGCAUCCAAUACAAAUUUGGUUGGUCUUGUUGGCUUGGAAUGGCUGGGUCUCUGGGUUGCUUUUUAGCUGGUGCUGUCCUGACAUGCUGCUUAUACCUCUUCAAAGAUGUUGGACCUGAGAGGAACUAUCCGUACUCCAUGAGGAAAGCCUAUUCAGCAGCAACAGUUUCCAUGGCCAAGGGGCUACCAUACGUAGCCCCUCGGACAGAGACUGCCAAAAUGUAUGCCGUGGACACGAGGGUGUAAGGUGCCACACGUCAGUCUGGGUGUACGUUACUGAAAUAAUCAAUAUGUUUGUGUUAAUCCAGGAACACUUAUUUAGACCUCAGUAUGUUCAACUAAAUCAAUUGCUCAGCUUAAUCAAGAAGUUUGAUUCUCCCAACCCUGCUCCUUUUCUGUUGUUCUCAUAUUCUCCCUCCUCCUUCCCAGCCCCCUCUUCCACACGCCCACACACACUUGCCCUGUAUUUUCAGAUACGGUUGCUAGGAUAUACAAAUGUUUGUUUGUGAUUUCUGGAUUGCUGUUAGAGAUUGUGACAUGGUGAUAUUCAAGUAAAAUGACACUUUAAGACUAGAAAGCAACCUUUGAAAGAGGCCAGGGAUUCUAAUCUUUGAAGGGAUUGACAGCCUCUUAGCAAAUUCCCUGGCUUUUGGUUCAUUCUUUGUGUUCUCAUCUGAGUGAGUUAUUUGAUAACUUUGAGGAAGAUGAUUCUUCAAAAUUUAAGCUAGUACCGCAAACCCUACCAUUACUCUGACCCUGUUAAAAUAGAAAAAAUAAAACAGCAGCUUCAUAUACCAGCCACUGGUGGAACGUAAAGAUAAGAAGUUUCAAACUGAGGGUUGCUGGAGUGGUGGGGGUGGGAGGGAUGGGCUGGCUGGGUGAUGGACACUGGGGAGGGUAUGUGCUAUGGUGAGCACUGUGAAUUGUGUAAGACUGAUGAAUCACAGACCUGUACCCCUGAAACAAAUAAUACAUUAUAUGUUAAUAAAAAAAUUUUAAAAAAAGAUAAGAAGUUUCCCCUUCGCAUUUGGAAUGUCAAAUGCAAAUGCUAAAUUAAUACCAGAACAGUGGUGACUUUCUUCCUCAUUAACAACAUAAGAGAUAUGUGUAUUAUUUUAUCACUACUGUAAUUUUGCCUAUAUAUUGUCAAACUAUUAGACCACAGCAACAAUAGCUAAACUAGAGAGUUAGUUAAUUCACUGAUUGGACACCCAAAAAUAUUUCAUGAAUGCACUAUAUUAGAAUUCACUGAUUCAAGUGUCCUCAUACCACUAGAUCCUCAGCACCCAGCAAAAUACAUGUGAUAAAAUUUGACAAAUAGUUGUUGAUUGGAAGAAAUAAAGGCUCACCACCCUUUACUGAAAAUAAGAUGAAUUUUUCUCAUAAAAUGUGUACUUUUUUGAAAAAAAUAGAAUUAUAUAUUUAAUUAUACACUUAAAUCAGUGA
This is a messenger RNA of Callorhinus ursinus (northern fur seal), 2403 nucleotides long. It is a transcript of the gene CLDN16, whose product is annotated as claudin 16. Lineage: Eukaryota; Metazoa; Chordata; Mammalia; Carnivora; Otariidae. Gene Ontology annotation, cellular component: bicellular tight junction; membrane. Gene Ontology annotation, molecular function: structural molecule activity. The record is from RefSeq and is a predicted model, not a curated record.